CACGUCCUCAAGAGUGGACUUUAACCAUUCAUUAUCAUCCAACUCAAGUGAACUUUGACCCGCUGGACCUGCUGCUAAACUGAGGAACAGUGACAAACAAUGUGUUAAAUGUUUCUUAUUUUGGCUAGAUUACAUUUUCUGUUGAUAUGAGGGCCUGCGGAUAAGAGAGUGAAAGCUUUACAACAUUUGGGGAAGAUGACGCAGAACAUGUUCCAGGAGGGGCUGUACCAGGUGUUUUUUAAGUCUCCCCCCCGCCCACCUGCCGAGGUUACCGAUCAUGUGGAAUUAAUCAAUAGCAGGAUUCAUCGUUGGUUUGGGACUGUGGUUAAUACCAGACUUUUAGUCACUGGGGUGGUGCAAGUCCUCAGUGCCUUAGCUUGCAUAUUCGCCACAGUCACCCAUGCAUGUGUAAGCUACAACUGCUCUGUCUCCAUGACAACACCAGUGUGGUCAAGCCUAUCUUAUGUGGCUGCUGGGUUUCUGGCGAUGGAGGUUCAGAGGAAAGCUAAUAAAUUAAAGAUCAUCACGCUGAUGGGUCUGAAUCUCUUUAGUCUACUGUUUGGCUUCUCUGCUCUCCUGGCCAACAGCCUAAGUUCUACACACCCUGUAGCACUCAACACAAGCCAACAGCGUGUCGGUUCGUAUGUUGCAAAGGGGAGCUCAAUAGCAUUUUCUGUACAGUGUUUUCUGGCCUCCCUCUACAUACUUUUCCUGUCGUUGAGGGGCCUGCGUCGCUACAGUCCAUCCCUUACUCAGGCCUACAGCCGCGUCUCACAGGAUCAACAUGAAACCAAUGGGCCUCUACUGGAACAAGAGGAAUACAAUCUGUGAAACUCAAAGACCUGAAAAGACACAUGCUUGCACAGCAUUUUUAUAGACUCAGUUACUGUUGUUGAUCAUUGUCUGUAUGGUUGGUAUGAACACUUUGUACAAUGCUGAUUGAGGAAACUGUAUGAGAUAUUGUGAAAUGCCCUGACAGUAUCACUUCUCCUUUGGGAUUCCUAAAAAAAACAAAAAAAAUUUCCCAAACAAAAUGCAACAGCAAAGUUAACACCUAAUUAAAUUAAAAUAAACAAACAAUGUGCAUGUGUUCACAAAUGAGCAAUCUCAUUAUCUAACAUUGUGAUGUUUUCUAAUUUUCAUCAUUAUCACAUAUGCUCUUUAGUCAACACCAGAUGGCAGCAUUGUCAGUGAUUUGUCAUGUUCCACAGUCUGAGCCCUAAAUCAAAUCCCUCUGUUUGAUGUAAGAAUAGAUGAUGAAAAUGUUUCACAUCAGUUGCCAAAUCUAAAAAUCACAGAGUCUGCUGACUGCACAACAAAGAUUAUGCGCAGCUCAGGGCAGUGAGUGACAUACUGUAUAUUGAUUUUUAAAAAUGGCCGCACACUAAGCUGCAGUGAUUUAACCACCAGGGUUUUGACCACAUAAUUCACUGCUUUGAUCUAA
Molecule: messenger RNA, 1444 nt
Organism: Centropristis striata (black sea bass)
Lineage: Eukaryota; Metazoa; Chordata; Actinopteri; Perciformes; Serranidae
Gene: tmem253
Exons: 7
Coding region: 196-831 (211 amino acids)
Cellular component (GO): membrane
Source: RefSeq, a predicted model, not a curated record